AGACUCCUCAUUUCAGUUUCUCAAGAUGAGAUGUCCUGCUCAGCUCCUGGGACUGCUGAUGCUCUGGAUCCCUGGAUCCAGUGCAGACAUCGUGAUGACACAGACUCCACACUCCCUGAUGGUUGCCCCUGAAGAGCCAGUCUCCGUUUCCUGCAAGUCCAGUGAGAGCCUCCUGCAUACCUAUGGAAACACAUACUUGCAUUGGUACCUGCAGAAGCCAGGCCAGUCUCCACAACUCCUGAUCUAUAAAGUUUCCAACCGAUUUACUGGGGUCCCAGACAGGUUCAGUGGCAGUGGGUCAGGCACAGAUUUCACACUGACAAUCAGCAGGGUGAAGCCUGAGGAUGCAGGGGUUUAUUACUGCCAGCAAGAGACAAAACGCCCUAACACGAUGCUACAGCCCAGAGCAAAAACCUCCCUGCAUGUGGCAGCCCAGCUGUGCCCAUGUGCUGCUUGCCUGGGGACCAGCAGAGCAGAUUCUCUGAGUCUGUGUACAAGGACAAGAUCUAGUGGAGAUGUUGUGAUGACACAGACUCCACUCUCCCUGUCCUUCAACCCUGAAGAGCCAGCCUCCAUCUCCUGCAAGUCCAAUGAGAUCCUCCUGCAUAGCAAUGGAAACACAUACUUGAAUUGGUACCUGCAGAAGCCAAGCCAUUCUCCACAUCUCCUGAUCUAUACGGUUUCUAACCGAUUUACUGGGGUCCCUGACAGGUUCAGUGGCAGUGAGGUGAAGCCUGAGGAUGCAGGGGUUUAUUACAACGAGCAAGGAUCCAGUGGGAAUAAUGUGACACUACAGACCCUGCUCUUCCUAUCCAUCACACCUGGAGGGCUGGCCUGCAUCACUAGAAAACUCACAGAGGGCCUCUCAGAGUGGGUUCAUACCAGUAAUAGCAGCUACAUUGGUGGCUGA
Dipodomys ordii (Ord's kangaroo rat) is the source of this 910-nucleotide messenger RNA. RefSeq lists its product as uncharacterized. The transcript is spliced from 4 exons. Gene Ontology annotation, biological process: immune response; immunoglobulin production. The coding region runs from base 26 to 910 and encodes 294 amino acids. Lineage: Eukaryota; Metazoa; Chordata; Mammalia; Rodentia; Heteromyidae. The record is from RefSeq and is a predicted model, not a curated record.